Molecule: messenger RNA, 7018 nt
Organism: Salvelinus fontinalis (brook trout)
Lineage: Eukaryota; Metazoa; Chordata; Actinopteri; Salmoniformes; Salmonidae
Product: ciliary neurotrophic factor receptor subunit alpha-like
Exons: 9
Coding region: 226-1329 (367 amino acids)
Biological process (GO): cytokine-mediated signaling pathway
Cellular component (GO): signaling receptor complex; external side of plasma membrane; membrane
Molecular function (GO): cytokine binding; cytokine receptor activity
Source: RefSeq, a predicted model, not a curated record
UCUCUCUGCCAGGUCUUGUCACAUGGGGAGUCUUUUAAAUGCUUUAGUCUCCUCAGUCAGUACAGAGCCAGACACUGAAAGCUCACCUCAUCCUGCUCACACAUCAAACAACCUUUUUACCCAACAGCAACUUUCUGGAUUGGAGAAACACACAUUGUCAUUAAUACAGAGGAGCGAGGAACAGGAUAGCGAGAGUGCACGAGAGGAGAGCGUAAAAUAUUUAAAAUGGCCAACACCGUAACGUUGCUGUGCCGUGUAGUGCUAGCUGCUGUGGUGGUGGCAUACGCUCAGAGACGCAACCAGACAGGAGCCAGUAUUCAGUAUGAGCUUAUGGGUGGGGACGUGACCAUGAGGUGUGGCUCUCUGGACAGCGAUGCCAGCGUGACGUGGAAGGUAAACGGGACGGACGUGAAGGCACACCAUCGGGAGGAGGGGUCUAGACUCAUACUGAUGGAGGUGGACCUCUCUAACAACGGACUUUACAGCUGCUUUCAGAACCCCAACGGAGAACGACGGGACCAGAUCAACCUGCGCAUGGGCACCUCCCCUAGGGAACCCACGGUGACGUGUCGAUCCAACACCUACCCUAAAGGUUUCUACUGUAGCUGGCACCUUCAGCACCCCACCUCCAUACCCACAGACUUCGACGUCACCGUCCUACACAACCAGGAGUCCCUAGAAGUAACCAGGGAUUUGGUCCAUAAGAACCGCUGUCACGUUCAGUUCCCCGAGGUGUUCAGUAGCUACCCUUACAGAGUCAACGUCACGGCCGUUAACGCCCUGGGGAAAGCCUCCACCACCAUCAGCUUUGAAGAGUUCAACAUAGUGAAACCAGACCCCCCUGAAAGGGUGGUGGCCACUCCCAUCCCCAGCAACGUGCGUCGUCUGGAGGUCACAUGGAACAGUCCCUCUACCUGGCCUGAUGUAGAGAUCUUCCCCCUGAAGUACUUCCUACGAUACAGACCCCUCAUCAGAGACCAGUGGCAACAUGUGGAGUUGUCAGACAGUACGGCCCACACCAUAACGGAUGCGUACGCAGGGAAGGAGUACAUCAUUCAGGUGGCGACUAAGGACAUGGAGAUCGGCACCUGGAGUGACUGGAGCGUCGCGGUGCACGCCACCCCCUGGAUGGACGAACCCAAACAGAUCCCCUCCACCACCGAGCAAGAACCGCGCCUUGAGACCACCCCUUCCCCGGCCCCUCCCUCAGCAGAGCCCCAUAGGGCAGAUGUCCCAGUGGGCAGAGCUUCAUCGUCCCUACACCUCCUGUCACCCUUCCUCUGGUCCUCCUGUCUGCUGCAAGGGGCCCUAACCCUGACCCUGAUGUGAUGUUUUAUUCCCGUGGAUGAAAUUGAGGAGGAGUCUUCUAUGUCUAUUCUGCACAUGUUAAUGGACUGCAUUGAUCAUUGAUCAUUUAAUUAAAGUUUCAACAUUAAAUAGAAAGAUGUGAUGAAGUCAAAGGUAAAAAAUAAACAUUUCCUACAGAAAAAAAAAACCUAUCAACUUCUCAGAAGAACAACAGCAGGUUCUACCAGAGAACUGCAGUUCUGCACAGACACAGACAUCAUUGAUUGGACAACACAGAAGCAGACAUCAUUGAUUGGACAACACAGAAGCAGACAUCAUUGAUUGGACAACACAGAAGCAGACAUCAUUGAUUGGACAACACAGAAGCAGACAUCAUUGAUUGGACAACACAGAAGCAGACAUCAUUGAUUGGACAACACAGAAGCAGACAUCAUUGAUUGGACAACACAGACGCAGACAUCAUUGAUUGGACAACACAGAAGCAGACAUCAUUGAUUGGACAACACAGAAGCAGACAUCAUUGAUUGGACAACACAGAAGCAGACAUCAUUGAUUGGACAACACAGAAGCAGACAUCAUUGAUUGGACAACACAGAAGCAGACAUCAUUGAUUGGACAACACAGAAGCAGACAUCAUUGAUUGGACAACACAGAAGCAGACAUCAUUGAUUGGACAACACAGAAGCAGACAUCAUUGAUUGGACAACACAGAAGCAGACAUCAUUGAUUGGACAACACAGAAGCAGACAUCAUUGAUUGGACAACACAGAAGCAGACAUCAUUGAUUGGAUAACACAGAAGCAGGACUGUGUUUCCAUGGAGCCCCAGGCUUGUUAGUGGAUCUGAGACUGAUAAGACUUCUUCUCAGCAGCACAGCGGACUGAUUCCAUUCUCCAAGUUUUAAAAAACUAACAUUUUCAUUCAUUAUUCAGUGAAUUUUGAGACACCUGUAAAAGAUCCCAAUAUCCCCUUUGUCAUCAUUUGUGGUGACAUACAGCUAACACAUCAUGCCAAAGACUUGUCUUGGAGAAGGUUUCCCACAAUCCUCAGCUUCCUUAAGCCUGUGCCUGUGUAGAAGGGGAUGGAACCCAGAGAAUUCCAGGAAUAUGUAUCUGACAUCCCGACAACCAACAUGACGUCACGAUAUAAACAACAACACAUGACAUAAACAACAACAUAACAGAGAACUAAAACACACUUUGGAGAAAUCCUGAAUAACAAUUCUAUAGCUGUUAUUGGUUUGUUUAGCUUUCUACUGCACCCAGCGAUCAGCAAGAGAGUAGAGACGUUAAAACACUGUGGAUUUGAGAGCAAUUCAUAUCCAUCGGCGGCGUCUGUUUGGGACUUUACUAUUGAGGAAGUAGAUUGCAAAUCAAUACGUGACUUUAAAAGGAUAAGGGUCUAUCUGCAAAAAGAUGAUUCUGAGGUAUUUGGAUUUAAAGUUCCAAAACCUCAUUGGUUUGAACGGUGUGAUCAAUUUUAACAUGUAGUCUUUACCAACAUAUUUACAGCACUAUAUAAGUAGACAUUGUACAGAACAAAAAUAUUUCAAUAACUCAGUUUUCACAAAAAAAUGCCGAUAGAACCAUUCAAUUCCAAGAUCUCGAUUAGGCCCUUAAUCCUCUGGCAGGUGGACUAUAUACUCUGUAGAAAGACAAGAUCUCGAUUAGGCCCUUAGUCCUCUGGCAGGUGGACUAUAAACUCUGUAGAAAGACAAGACCUCGAUUAGGCCCUCAGUCCUCUGGCAGGUGGACUAUAUACUCUGUAGAAAGACAAGCUCUCGAUUAGGCCCUUAGUCCUCUGGCAGGUGGACUAUAUACUUUGUAGAAAGUCAAGAUCUCGAUUAGGCCCUUAGUCCUCUGGCAGGUGGACUAUAUACUCUGUAGAAAGUCAAGCUCUCGAUUAGACCCUUAAUCCUCUGGCAGGUGGACUAUAUACUCUGUAGAAAGGCAAGAUCUCGAUUAGGCCCUUAGUCCUCUGGCAGGUGGACUAUAUACUCUGUAGAAAGUCAAGAUCUCGAUUAGGCCCUUAGUCCUCUGGCAGGUAAGCUAUAAGCUCUUUAGAAAGAUAAGAUCUCGAUUAGGCCCUCAGUCCUCUGGCAGGUGGACUAUAUACUCUGUAGAAAGACAAGAUCUAAAUUAGUUCCUUAGUCCUCUGGCAGGUGGACUAUAUACUCUGUAGAAAGUCAAGAUCUCGAUUAGGCCCUUAGUCCUCUGGCAGGUGGACUAUAAACUCUGUAGAAAGACAAGAUCUCGAUUAGGCCCUUAGUCCUCUGGCAGGUGGACUAUAAACUCUGUAGAAAGACAAGAUCUCGAUUAGGCCCUUAGUCCUCUGGCAGGUGGACUAUAAACUCUGUAGAAAGUCAAGAUCUCGAUUAGGCCCUUAGUCCUCUGGCAGGUGGACUAUAAACUCUGUAGAAAGACAAGAUCUCGAUUAGGCCCUUAGUCCUCUGGCAGGUGGACUAUAAACUCUGUAGAAAGACAAGAUCUCGAUUAGGCCCUCAGUCCUCUGGCAGGUGGACUAUAUACUCUGUAGAAAGUCAAGAUCUCGAUUAGGCCCUUAGUCCUCUGGCAGGUGGACUAUAAACUCUGUAGAAAGACAAGAUCUCGAUUAGGCCCUUAGUCCUCUGGCAGGUGGACUAUAAACUCUGUAGAAAGACAAGUUCUCGAUUAGGCCCUUAGUCCUCUGGCAGGUGGACUAUAUACUCUGUAGAAAGUCAAGAUGUCGAUUAGGCCCUUAGUCCUCUGGCAGGUAAGCUAUAAGCUCUUUAGAAAGAUAAGAUCUCGAUUAGGCCCUCAGUCCUCUGGCAGGUGGACUAUAUACUCUGUAGAAAGACAAGAUCUAAAUUAGUUCCUUAGUCCUCUGGCAGGUGGACUAUAUACUCUGUAGAAAGUCAAGCUCUCGAUUAGGCCCUUAGUCCUCUGGCAGGUGGACUAUAUACUCUGUAGAAAGUCAAGAUCUCGAUUAGGCCCUUAGUCCUCUGGCAGGUGGACUAUAAACUCUGUAGAAAGACAAGAUCUCGAUUAGGCCCUUAGUCCUCUGGCAGGUGGACUAUAAACUCUGUAGAAAGACAAGAUCUCGAUUAGGCCCUUAAUCCUCUGGCAGGUGGACUAUAAACUCUGUAGAAAGACAAGAUCUCGAUUAGGCCCUUAAUCCUCUGGCAGGUGGACUAUAUACUCUGUAGAAAGUCAAGAUCUCGAUUAGGCCCUUAGUCCUCUGGCAGGUGGACUAUAAACUCUGUAGAAAGACAAGAUCUCGAUUAGGCCCUUAGUCCUCUGGCAGGUGGACUAUAAACUCUGUAGAAAGACAAGAUCUCGAUUAGGCCCUUAAUCCUCUGGCAGGUGGACUAUAUACUCUGUAGAAAGACAAGCUCUCGAUUAGGCCCUUAGUCCUCUGGCAGGUGGACUAUGUACUCUGUAGAAAGUCAAGCUCUCGAUUAGGCCCUUAAUCCUCUGGCAGGUGGACUAUAUACUCUGUAGAAAGUCAAGAUCUCGAUUAGGCCCUUAGUCCUCUGGCAGGUAAGCUAUAAGCUCUUUAGAAAGAUAAGAUCUCGAUUAGGCCCUCAGUCCUCUGGCAGGUGGACUAUAUACUCUGUAGAAAGACAAGAUCUAAAUUAGUUCCUUAGUCCUCUGGCAGGUGGACUAUAUACUUUGUAGAAAGUCAAGAUCUCGAUUAGGCCCUUAGUCCUCUGGCAGGUGGACUAUAUACUCUGUAGAAAGUCAAGCUCUCGAUUAGGCCCUUAAUCCUCUGGCAGGUGGACUAUAUACUCUGUAGAAAGGCAAGAUCUCGAUUAGGCCCUUAGUCCUCUGGCAGGUGGACUAUAUACUCUGUAGAAAGUCAAGAUCUCGAUUAGGCCCUUAGUCCUCUGGCAGGUAAGCUAUAAGCUCUUUAGAAAGAUAAGAUCUCGAUUAGGCCCUCAGUCCUCUGGCAGGUGGACUAUAUACUCUGUAGAAAGACAAGAUCUAAAUUAGUUCCUUAGUCCUCUGGCAGAUGGACUAUAUACUCUGUAGAAAGUCAAGCUCUCGAUUAGGCCCUUAGUCCUCUGGCAGGUGGACUAUAUUCUCUGUAGAAAGUCAAGAUCUCGAUUAGGCCCUUAGUCCUCUGGCAGGUGGACUAUAAACUCUGUAGAAAGACAAGAUCUCGAUUAGGCCCUUAGUCCUCUGGCAGGUGGACUAUAAACUCUGUAGAAAGACAAGAUCUCGAUUAGGCCCUUAAUCCUCUGGCAGGUGGACUAUAUACUCUGUAGAAAGACAAGCUCUCGAUUAGGCCCUUAGUCCUCUGGCAGGUGGACUAUGUACUUUGUAGAAAGUCAAGAUCUCGAUUAGGCCCUUAAUCCUCUGGCAGGUGGACUAUAUACUCUGUAGAAAGUCAAGAUCUCGAUUAGGCCCUUAGUCCUCUGGCAGGUAAGCUAUAAGCUCUUUAGAAAGAUAAGAUCUCGAUUAGGCCCUCAGUCCUCUGGCAGGUGGACUAUAUACUCUGUAGAAAGACAAGAUCUAAAUUAGUUCCUUAGUCCUCUGGCAGGUGGACUAUAAACUCUGUAGAAAGUCAAGCUCUAAAUUAGUUCCUUAGUCCUCUGGCAGGUGGACUAUAUACUCUGUAGAAAGACAAGAUCUCGAUUAGGCCCUCAGUCCUCUGGCAGGUGGACUAUAUACUCUGUAGAAAGUCAAGCUCUAAAUUAGUUCCUUAGUCCUCUGUCAGGUGGACUAUAAACUCUGUAGAAAGUCAAGCUCUAAAUUAGUUCCUUAGUCCUCUGGCAGGUGGACUAUAUACUCUGUAGAAAGACAAGAUCUCGAUUAGGCCCUUAGUCCUCUGGCAGGUGGACUAUAUACUCUGUAGAAAGACAAGAUCUCGAUAAGGCCCUUAGUCCUCUGGCAGGUGGACUAUAAACUCUGUAGAAAGACAAGAUCUCGAUUAGGCCCUUAGUCCUCUGGCAGGUGGACUAUAAACUCUGUAGAAAGACAAGAUCUCGAUUAGGCCCUUAAUCCUCUGGCAGGUGGACUAUAUACUCUGUAGAAAGACAAGAUCUCGAUUAGGCCCUCAGUCCUCUGGCAGGUGGACUAUAAACUCUGUAGAAAGACAAGAUCUCGAUUAGGCCCUCAGUCCUCUGUCAGGUGGACUAUAAACUCUGUAGAAAGACAAGAUCUCGAUUAGGCCCUCAGUCCUCUGGCAGGUGGACUAUAUACUCUGUAGAAAGUCAAGAUCUCGAUUAGGCCCUUAGUCCUCUGGCAGGUGGACUAUAUACUCUGUAGAAAGACAGGAGUUUAAUUUAUACUUCCAUUGCCUUUUGAAAAUGUGUUUUUGCGGUUUACAAUUGAAUAGGCAAUAUCACAAGUUCAUAUUAUUACAAGGAAUACUGUUGUGCUUUAUUACAUGUUAAAUAUUGAAUAAUAAAAUACACACAGGAUCUACACACACACAUGAUCUACACACACACACAGGAUCUACACACCCACAUGAUCUACACACACACACAGGAUCUACACACACAUGAUCUACACACAGGAUCCUAGUUUGUUUUUUCAGACAUUCAGAACGGCUCAUGAUCAUAUUUUGUAAUAACUAUGAUAUGUAUCUUUAAAAUGAAAAGAAAGUGUAUUAUUUAAUAAUGUAUGUAUUAGCUUUAGAUUCUUGUAACCUGUACCUGGGUUAUUUUUAUAGAUAUAUAUAUACAAUGAGAGGUUGUUCAUUAAAUGUGACCAUUUCACAAUGA